This is a messenger RNA of Ipomoea nil (Japanese morning glory), 1890 nucleotides long. RefSeq names its product histone-lysine N-methyltransferase ATX4-like. Gene Ontology annotation, biological process: regulation of transcription by RNA polymerase II. Gene Ontology annotation, molecular function: protein binding. The record is from RefSeq and is a predicted model, not a curated record. The coding region runs from base 1 to 1890 and encodes 629 amino acids. NCBI's taxonomy places the organism in Eukaryota, Viridiplantae, Streptophyta, Magnoliopsida, Solanales, Convolvulaceae. The transcript has a single exon.
AUGGUUCUUGGAUUGAAGCGGUGCCUCCCGGAUUCAAUGAGCGGCGCCGAUCGAGGGUUCUGCUUCUCUGAUCCCAAGAAACAGCGAAGAAGCAACGAUGUUCUUCCCGGAGAACUCGAAAGGUGCGUUGUUAAUCCCCAUAAUGGCGGCUUUUUGGCGCGAAAUCCUCCAAUGGAAUGCAGCGGGAUUCUCGAUUCCGAAUCAGGGCCAAAACCCUAUCCUUCGCCGGAAGAUGUUAUUCCAGAGAUGGUAGAAGUUGUGUGCAAUGACACAGAAGGGGUUUAUUUUCCCGGCCUCCAUAUGGUGCAAUGUGGGUGCAGGCCGUGUUCGAUCAAGAAAAACAACGCCAAGAGGAGCGUCGGCGAUUGGGAAAAGCACGCCGGGUCGAGAGCUAAAAAAUGGAAGGUGAGCAUAAAGGUGAAGGCCACAAGGCAACCCUUGGGAGAAUGGGUUUCAGAGAAUUCCGCAGUCACUACUCGAGGACAUGGGUUUAACUUUAAUCCGGGAUUAAACCCAACCCGACUCUCAGCAUUCUUAACCCAAAAACACACCCCCAUAACCCAAAAAUGGACACCAGAGCGCUGCGCAGUCUGCAGAUGGAACGAAGACUGGGAAUACGACAAGAUCGUAAUCUGCAACAAGUGCGAAAUGGCAGUUCACCAAAAAUGCUAUGGAGUAAGUCACAUCAAUGAUUUCACCUACUGGCUUUGCAAUGCCUGCAAGAACCCGAGUCUCAACCCGGAAUGCUGUCUCUGCCCCGUCAAGGGCGGCGCAUUGAAGCCCUGCGACGUUGAGCCGUUCUGGGUUCACGUUAUCUGCGCCUGGUUUCGUCCCGAAAUGUGUUUCCCCAGCGACAAGAUGGAGCCGGCCGUCGGGCUGAUGAGAAUCCCGCCCAAGACUUUCCACCAGACCUGCCAAAUCUGCAACCAGACUCACGGGGCGUGUAUGCAGUGCUGUAAAUGCAGCAACACUUACCAUAUCACCUGUGCUUUUCGAGCAGGGUUUUACAUGGAAAUGAUGUUAAUAGCCAAUAAGAAUACUAAUAGACUGAUAUUGUAUUGCAAUAUCCACAAACCUCCCAAUCCAGAUAGUAAAUUAGAGAUGCGAACUCUUCACAAGAACAGAAAUCAGGCCCUGAAAAAUUCCGUGCCCUAUUCAUCAUCAAAUGAACCUGAACCCCAGCCUAAAAUUGAAACAAAGCCAGAUGAUCAAAGUUCAGAACCUGAAACUUCUAAGACUGAUUCAUCAUUAAAUGAACCUCAGCUUGAGCCUGGAACUGAAACAGAGCCUGAUGAUCAAUUUUCCGCGGCGAGAUGUCGGGUCUACGAUAGAACAGCUCGGAAAAGAGAUAAACCGGAGGCGAUAAUCAACGCCAGGCUGAAUUACGGAAAGGAGCCGGAAAAUGGGCGGGGAUUCUCGUCGAUGCCGGAGAGGAUGAAGCAUCUGCAGAGAACGAUGAAAGAGCGAAUCUGUUUCGGCAAGUCCGGGAUUCACGGGUGGGGGGUGUUCGCAAGGCGGAGAAUCCGGGAAGGGGAGGUGGUGGGGGAGUACGUGGGGGAGGUUGUGCGGCGGAGCGUGUCGGACGUGAGAGAAGCUCGGUACAAUGCGGAAGGGAGGGAGUGUUACCUGUUCGGGAUCAAUGAAGAAAAAGUGAUUGAUGCGACCAUGAAGGGGAACUUGACUCGGCUGUUCAACCAUUGUUGCAUGCCGAAUUGCUAUUCCAGGAUAGUGAAUCUGGGGGAAGGGGAUUACGGGGUGGUUUUGAUAGCCAAGAGGGAUGUUGGUGCAGGUGAAGAACUUACGAUGGACUACAUGUUUGAUCAUAACAAGGAUUAUAAACCCACCACUCCCUGCUUCUGUGGAGCUCCCAAUUGCAGGAAAUUCAUGUAA